Molecule: messenger RNA, 546 nt
Organism: Rhodamnia argentea
Lineage: Eukaryota; Viridiplantae; Streptophyta; Magnoliopsida; Myrtales; Myrtaceae
Exons: 3
Coding region: 159-419 (86 amino acids)
Source: RefSeq, a predicted model, not a curated record
UUUUCCAGCAUGCUGGCUCCUCCUGUCUCUUCCCUUUCAGGAGACAAUGUAUAUAUAAACAUUCGAACCCUCGUUCAUCCUACGUACCCGGCCUCUGAAAAUCCACAUCUUGGGCGGACGAGGAGGACAGAGCAAGAGGAGAUCGACCACCUUUAACAAUGGCACGUUGGGCGAAGCCAGAGGUGUAUCCAUUGAUGGCGGCGAUGACAUUUGUGACCGGUUUGUGCGUAUUUCAGCUCACGAGGAACGUUGUUCCGAACCCCGAUGUUAGGAUCAACAAGCAUCAUCGGAGGACGGCGGUGCUAGACAAUGGCGAAGAAGGAGAGAGAUACUCUCAACAUGGCCUCCGCAAGUUCCUCCGCACUCGCCCGCCGGAGAUCAUGCCCACCAUCAACCACUUCUUCUCCGAAGAUAAAUGAAGAAUAAACAGCAGAAAAUGAGGAAAUUCUACGACGAUCAAGCGUGUAUUUUCUUUUCUUUUUCUCUUUUUAUCAUACUGAGACUGGAGUUUUCAUUUUUUUUUUUUUUAUGUGAUAAACUGCGUCU